CAACCACUACCCACCGGGCCCCACCUCCCCACCCCUCCAACCUACCCAGCUCACCAGCUUAGCUCUCAUUUCUCUCUCUCACUAAUUAUUGGCGACGGCGGCCGGAAGAUGAUGGCGUAUAAGAGCCUGGACGGCGUUACAAUUUCCGACAUCGAAGUUCUGGGGAUCGAAUCGGGUGCUGCGAAGAGACUCCAUGGAAGUUUGACUGAUAUCAUCGCUAAUUACGGAGCCGCCACACCGGAGACGUGGCGCAAUAUCACUGCGCACGUCCUCAGCCCCGAGCUUCCCUUCUCGUUCCACCGGAUGUUGUACUACGGCUGCUACAAGGACUUCGGACCCGACCCGCCCGCCUGGAUGCCCGACCCGGAGACUGCAGGACUAACAAAUGUUGGCCAGCUACUUGAGAGGAGGGGAAAAGAGCUCUUGGGUUCCAGAUACAGGGAUCCCAUAUCCAGCUUUUCGGAUUUUCAGGAAUUUUCGGUGUCAAACCCUGAGGUUUAUUGGAAAACUGUACUACUAGAUGAGAUGAACGCAUCCUUUGAUACACCUCCCCAAUGCAUUUUACGUGAGAAUUUGUCUGGAGAUGGGCAUUUGUUAGUUCCUGGAGGUCAAUGGCUUCCUGGAGCGUUUGGGAAUCCGGCCAAAAAUUGCUUGAUUGUAAAUCGUAAGAGGAGCUUGAAUGAUACCAUGGUGAUAUGGCGCGAUGAAGGAAAUGAUGAUCUGCCUUUGAAUAAGAUGACGCUUAAAGAAUUGCGCACAGAGGUUUGGUUAGUUGCACAUGCGCUAAAAGCACUGGGUUUGGAGAAAGGCUCUGCAAUCGCAAUUGAUAUGCCGAUGCAUGUCAAUGCCAUAGUUAUUUACCUUGCUAUUGUUCUGGCAGGAUGUGUUGUUGUAUCAAUCGCUGAUAGUUUUGCUCCUCCUGAAAUAUCAACAAGGCUUAAAAUAUCAGAGGCAAAAGCCAUAUUUACCCAGGAUCUAAUAAAACGCGGCGAGAAAAGUCUGCCCUUGUAUAGUAAAAUUGUGGCAGCAGAGUCUCCUAUGGCAAUCGUUAUUCUUACCAAAGGUUCCAGUUCUAGCACGAAAUUGCGUGAUGGUGACAUUUCCUGGCAUGAUUUUCUAGAAACAGUAAAAGAUUUCAAAGACAAUGAAUUUGCUGCUGUAGAACAACCCAUAGAAGCAUUUACAAAUAUUCUCUUCUCAUCUGGAACUACUGGGGAUCCAAAGGCAAUUCCAUGGACCCUUGCAACUCCUUUCAAAGCUGCUGCAGAUGCCUGGUGUCACAUGGACAUCCGUAUAGGUGACGUUGUUGCUUGGCCCACAAAUCUUGGGUGGAUGAUGGGCCCUUGGCUGGUAUAUGCUUCAUUGUUAAAUGGAGCUUCCAUUGCCUUAUAUAAUGGAUCUCCACUUGGAUCCGGCUUUGCCAAGUUUGUUCAGGAUGCCAAAGUAACAAUGCUUGGUGUAAUCCCGAGCAUUGUUCGGUCAUGGAAAAGUACAAAUUCUGUUUCCGGCUAUGAUUGGUCUGCCAUUCGUUGCUUUGGAUCCACCGGCGAAGCAUCAAAUGUAGAGGAAUACCUAUGGCUGAUGGGGAGGGCUCACUACAAGCCUAUCAUUGAGUACUGUGGUGGUACAGAGAUUGGUGGUGGUUUUGUUACUGGGUCGUUGUUGCAGGCUCAGUCGUUGGCUGCUUUUAGCACACCAGCUAUGGGCUGCAGUUUGUAUAUUCUUGGCAAUGAUGGUGUUCCUAUUCCACAAAAUGAGCCAGGGGUUGGUGAAUUGGCGCUUGAUCCCGUCAUGUUUGGAGCUUCUAGUACAUUACUGAAUGCUAAUCAUUAUGACGUUUAUUUCAAGGGAAUGCCAAUUUGGAAUGGAAAGGUGUUAAGGAGGCAUGGAGAUGUGUUUGAACGGACAUCUAGAGGUUACUAUCAUGCGCACGGUCGUGCAGAUGAUACAAUGAAUAUUGGGGGCAUCAAGGUUAGUUCGGUUGAGAUUGAACGAAUCUGUAAUGCAGUUGAUAACAAUGUUCUCGAGACAGCUGCGAUUGGAGUGCCGCUUGCUGGAGGCGGGCCUGAGCAGCUAGUAAUUGCCGUCGUAUUCAAGAACUCAGAUAACCCAACUGCAGACUUGAAUCAGUUGAGAAUGUCCUUCAAUUCAGCCGUGCAGAAGAAAUUAAAUCCGUUGUUCAAGGUUUCCAAAGUUGUGCCUCUCCCGUCUCUUCCAAGAACAGCAACAAAUAAGGUCAUGCGAAGGAUUUUGCGGCUGCAGUUUGCUCAACUCGACCAAGGUCCUAAGCUGUGACAAUGGGGUGCUCCUCCGUGUAAAGGCGGUGCCACGCGUCACGGUCCAGACUUUGUAGCGCAGCGGAAUAUGAACCGCGCAGCGCCAUAGACUGUUGAAUUACAUGCGGCCCUCGAUAUCAAGCAUGUUGCACCAACAGAAAGAAGAAAUAAAUUUGAUGUACAAAGAUUGUCUCAGCUCUACAUUGUUGUACAAUCGUUUUACUGCACUGUUGCAAUUUAAUAUCUGAGCAUUUUCGUCGAUGGAAAUAGCGUAAUUCUCAGUUGAUUUUUAUUUUACUA
Malus domestica (apple) is the source of this 2576-nucleotide messenger RNA. Its product is annotated as hexanoyl-CoA synthase. The record is from RefSeq and is a predicted model, not a curated record. NCBI's taxonomy places the organism in Eukaryota, Viridiplantae, Streptophyta, Magnoliopsida, Rosales, Rosaceae.